GUCUGUCUCAGGAAAAUAUGUGUAACGUUAGCCUCCAGUCAAGAUUGCAAAAUCAUGGCAACAUUUAUGGAACGACUGGCAUUUCUUCAAAAACUGUCUAUUGCUAGUCUAUGCCUGAUGGUCUCCUCUCUCAGGUUCCUACUCUGAUGAAAGCCACUGCAGAUGACGAAUCGCCCUGCCCUGGUUAUCUCUUUGAAGAAAUCGGGAAAAUCUCCCAGGAAUCUUCUGGGUGGAGUCAGUGCCUGCUGGAGUACCUGUUGGAGAGGCUCCAGAUAGAAUCCUGCCGUGUCAAAAUAAAGGUUCUGAAGAUCUUUGUCCAUCUCUGCGGCCACGGGUCACCUCACUUUCUCACGGAACUCCGACGGAACUCUACUUUCAUCCAGCAGGCUUCUGUUUACAGUGGUCCUCCUGACCCUAUCCACGGCACUGCUCUGUACCAGAAAGUGAGGACCACGGCACAGGAGUUGGCCAGGUUACUUUUUACAGACACAGUCACUCCACAGAGCAGCACGUCUCCUUGCAAACUAGCCAUGCCCAACAUGGGUAUGGGGUCGGAGACUGCCCAUGGCUCCAGAAUGCAGGGCUUUGGAUAUAGCCCUGGGACAAGGGUGACAAGUGGUGAGACACUAAUGGAUAAGAUCCAGAAGGCUACUGAGUUUGUGGCCAGUGCCGUCCUGCCGCCAACGGAACACCAGGGUAUCCGUCUCCAUGACAACCACUACCGGGCAGCGGUUGUGCCUUCAGGGCCUAUAGAAGUGGCAGUGCCAGCAUGUGCCUACUCUGUCCCGUCUCACAGACCCAAAGUACCCCAGCGAUGUCCAGGGCAAGUGGGCGGGGGAUGGGAGGAGAUUGACAGUGCACAUAGCUCCUCCCACAACUCCUCUGAGGAAAACGCUGACCACAGCCAGGCGUCAGGAGGCCGGAGCAGCAAGUCGGGUGGCACUGAGAGCCAAUCGGGAGCCAGUAGGGAAAGCUCCGGGGACCUAUCAGAACGGGUGGAAGCCAUGCAGUUAGGGGACUGUGGCCAGGAGAUGGCACUGAUCAGCUGGUUGACUGAGGGCUCCAAGGUUUUUCUGUCCAGAGAGGAGAGCCAGCACUUCAUCAAGGAGUGUUCUACUCUAAACUGUGAGGUGGUCGUGGAGCUGCUGUCUCGCAAACUGCAGGACCCAUCGCAGACUGCCCAGAUGAGGGCGCUGUGUGCUGUAGCAUGUCUCAUGACUUCUGAUCUGCUGUCUCUGGAGCAAAUCUUCGGUUCGACACAAAGGAGGCUGGCCCAGUUGAGUGAGGGACCUCCAGGUCCUGUAACUAACAAGGCCACCAAGAUAGUUCGGCAGUUUAAGGCUCUGAUGGGAAGGCCAGUCAGUGGUGCCAGACGUGAUCCGGCGGCAGCCAAUGGUGUCCCUGCGUCGCCUUCGGGAAACUCCCCUACACCGCCAUGUCCCGCACUUCUACUGCCAACACGCCCAGGUGAUACCAUGGUCCUCAACCAUCACAUACCACCUGAGACUGAGCUCUCAGCUGAGGGGCAGGCUCACCCCACUCCCCUACCUGACCUGGGCUUGGCUCGAAGAGGUACAUCUGACAAGUUACCAAAUGAUGACCAUGAAGAUGAGAGAGGGUCUCCAAGUCAACAAGAAGAGCUUAUGGACAGUCAAACUCAGUUCAGGACCAGAGAGAUCCAGCUCACAUUAGAUCUUGUUAAAGACCCAGCGCUUCACACAGAGAGGGAAUCCCAGAUCGAGCCGCCUUGUGGGGGUACACUUUCUUUGUUCAGUGGCAUGGAGCUGGUGACCAGAGGGAGGUCUGUAUGCACGUCAACCCUAGAGAGGGACAGAGACCUGCAGCCUGAGGUGGAAAAGACAGACGAGAGGGAGCAUUUGGAGGCUAAACCAACAAACUCACCGCCACUCUGUCUUGGUGACAACGAUGCAUUGCACACCUACAACCUCACCAGCAGCCAAUCAGCAUCAGCUUUCUCUUUCCUCAACCUCUGACCCCUAACACAGAACAAUAGUAAUUUGUAUAGGGAUGUCACUGUUAUGAAACAAUGAAUACUGUUUGUCAGGGCUGCACAGCUCCUGGGCCAAGCUGUAUGCAGUGUUUGUUUGUUGAGUCUUUAUGUCCUUACUAACCCCCUGAGGUAAAACCUCUACAUGGUAUGCCUGGAGUAUGUUCACUUAGCAGAGUUGUGUUUUGCAAAAGUGAAGUAAUUUCCAUGAGCUAGUUCAGGUUGUUCAGAACAGUUGCUUUGAAUCAGGUCUUUCUACAUUUUAUCUGGUUUUGUUUUGGCACUACAAGGAUUUGAUAUUAAGGUGUCUUCCUCUCUGGCACUUAAAUGUAAAGAAUGUGUAUGA
Molecule: messenger RNA, 2354 nt
Organism: Esox lucius (northern pike)
Lineage: Eukaryota; Metazoa; Chordata; Actinopteri; Esociformes; Esocidae
Gene: tepsin
Product: TEPSIN adaptor related protein complex 4 accessory protein
Exons: 13
Coding region: 111-1994 (627 amino acids)
Cellular component (GO): trans-Golgi network membrane
Source: RefSeq, a predicted model, not a curated record